AUGCAGACCUACACCAUCCGGGCAGUGCCGGCCAACACCAAUGACAGCGUCUACUGCUCAGUGCUGGGCUCCCACGCGGUGCACGUGGCCCUGGCCGGGUACACCGGCGUGGUGGUGGGCAAAGUGGACGAGCGCUUUGUCAUGCUGCCCAACCACGCCAUCACCAAGGCCCCCAAGAGGCGCGUGGAGUUGAAGAGCUCCGUCUUCGAGCGCAUGUUGGCCACCACCGGCCAGCCCAACCUGGCGCCUGGGCCGGGCGACGACUGGGCACUGCUGCCUCCUCCACCGCCUGCGAAGCCUGAGAUCCCGCUGCCCACGCCGCCGGAGAUGCUAAGCUUCGCAGCUUGGAAUGGCCUCAAUGUCGAGGAGGAGUCGGCGGACGCCGAGGGCCCGAUGAGGGACGUGGCGCUGAAGACCUUCAACGGCUUUGGGGAGAUGACGGAGCAGCGGGCGCUGCAGCGCUCAGACUUGUUGCAGGACAAGGGCCAGGUCCGGAAGUUGGAGGUCAUGCGGCUGAGCGACAACUACCCCGCCGCGGAGGUGGCGUCGCCUCUGUGUCCGUCCGCGGGCUUCCUGGACAACGAGUCCUGGACUGCAAGGGCCUUACACCUCGGGGGCACCCCGAGUUAG
Molecule: messenger RNA, 630 nt
Organism: Effrenium voratum
Lineage: Eukaryota; Dinophyceae; Suessiales; Symbiodiniaceae
Source: the annotation of a GenBank genome assembly